Molecule: messenger RNA, 1779 nt
Organism: Heteronotia binoei (common prickly gecko)
Lineage: Eukaryota; Metazoa; Chordata; Lepidosauria; Squamata; Gekkonidae
Gene: TSPAN17
Product: tetraspanin 17
Exons: 7
Coding region: 86-727 (213 amino acids)
Biological process (GO): regulation of vascular endothelial growth factor signaling pathway; protein maturation; protein localization to plasma membrane
Cellular component (GO): membrane
Source: RefSeq, a predicted model, not a curated record
AGCGGUGGCGGCGCUGCUGGGCCGGUGGCUGGCGGGCGGCAUGGGGCUGUGAGCCGGCCGGGCAGCGCCCAGGCCCGUGCCCGCCAUGCCAGGCAAAGCCCAGCACUUCCAAGGUCCCCAGGUCAGCUGCUGCGCCAAGUACCUGCUGUUCGCCUCCAAUGUGCUCUUCUGGUUGCUGGGAGCUGCCUUCCUGGCCAUUGGUCUGUGGGCAUGGGCAGAAAAGGGUGUGCUUUCCAAUCUGUCGUCCAUCACAGACUUGGGUGGCUUUGACCCCGUCUGGCUGUUCCUUGUGGUUGGAGGGGUGAUGUUCGUGCUGGGCUUCGCGGGCUGCAUCGGAGCCUUGAGGGAGAAUACGUUCCUCCUCAAGUUUUGGUCUUGCUGUGGUGCUCACGGGCCGAAUGACUGGAACUUCAAUAUCUACUUCAACUGCACUGACUCCAAUCCCAGUCGGGAGCGCUGUGGAGUACCCUUUUCCUGCUGUGUCAAAGAUCCUGCGGAGGAUGUUCUCAACACCCAGUGUGGCUACGAUGUCCGCCUUAAGUUGGAGCUGGAGCAGCAGACCUUCAUCCAUACCAAGGGAUGUGCUGUCCAGUUCGAGAAAUGGCUCCAGGACAACCUCAUUGUGGUGGCUGGGACCUUUGUGGGCAUUGCCCUGCUCCAGAUCUUUGGCAUCUGCUUAGCUCAGAAUCUAGUGAGUGACAUCAAUGCCGUGAAAGCCAACUGGUGACACCAGAACGGGGCCUGUGGCCUCUUCCACAGACUCACAGCGCCCUCUGCAGGACUGAAGCCACAAUCCCAGCCACCACCACUGGGGGGGAUGCUUUGCCAUCAAGCUGCUGGGGGUGUGUAUAUCUAUGUGUGUUUGUGGGGAGCAAAUGCUACCAGGGUUAAUGGCUGCCUGGUGCCCUUCCACAGCUUUCUCUUCUUAGUCGUGGCACGCAUACCAUGUAAGUUGUGGGUGACAAUGUGAAUAGUAUUUAUUCUCUUCAGGGAUCCCUCCACCCCUGGUGUGAUCUGUGGAGCCAGGGAGCUGGCAGCACCUGCAUACCAGAGGCACAUGGAGCCAAACUGAGAUAGAGGCUGCUCUGGAUUCUGUAGGUUGCCUCCGAAAUCCCCUGUUGAUGAGACAUGGCCCUUGUGGCUUUCCAUUAGGAAUUUGGCUGGACUGUUUAUCCUGUCUGGAGCAGCCCCAGUUCUCCUGCCCUCCCUUUCCCUCUACUUGAAAUUUCUGAGCUGCUCACCCAAUGUGGCUCAGGCCUGCUCACUGUCUGGGGAUUGGGACAGGGGAAUGUAAGGCUGGGCUCCCUUGUUCAAAUGGAGAGUGAAUGUUCCUGUCCUAUCCUGGGAUCACAGUGCUAGCCUCUGCUUUUCCUGUCUUGGGAGCUGGGAUCAAGCCAGAAGGGGUUCUACAGGACAAGAUGCUGCUGUACCUUAUUUACCAUAGCAACCCUCCACUGCACCUGCUGGGUUAUUCCUCCUCUUCAAGAUGGGGUGGAAUGUGCCCAGAUGGAGCUGAGCAUGGGGCCAUCCACACUUCCCUACUGAGAGAGAGAGAGUACAGAAAUCUGUGUGAAAGCCACUUUGGGCAAAAAACCUAAAUGUGACACUAUAAAAAAGAGAUGAAAAAAGGCUCUGAACAGAUGGUAAUGCUCAUAUGUGUAUUUGAACGAGAAAGACUAUGUGUAUGUUUGUAUGUGCGUGUGACUAAUUGGAGCAUCCAUUUCCUUGUGUGAGAAAUUGGCAGUCCAUUUGUGGUACUGUUUUUGAUGCAUCUCUUUA